Messenger RNA from Colletotrichum karsti, 2079 nucleotides. RefSeq names its product calcineurin-like phosphoesterase. Gene Ontology annotation, biological process: nucleotide catabolic process. The record is from RefSeq and is a predicted model, not a curated record. Gene Ontology annotation, molecular function: hydrolase activity. Lineage: Eukaryota; Fungi; Ascomycota; Sordariomycetes; Glomerellales; Glomerellaceae. The coding region runs from base 1 to 2079 and encodes 692 amino acids. The transcript has 7 exons. Gene Ontology annotation, cellular component: cytosol.
AUGCGUGUCGGACCCAGCACUUUGGCCUUACUGGCCUCCGCCAUCUCGGUCUUGGCGUGCGAUAGCUGCGAACAUCCUGAGAGAGAUGUCGUACUCACGAGACAUGUCCGCCGCGCGCAACCCGACGCUCAAGCAGCCACCAUCGCACCUCGCGGCCCUCUUUCAUGGGGUCAACUUAAUUUCCUCCACACUACAGACACCCAUGGAUGGCUUGAAGGCCACAUCCGCGAGCAGAAUUACGGCGCCGACUGGGGCGACUUCGUGAGCUUCGUGAAGCACAUGCGUCAGAAAGCAGACGACUUGAAUGUUGAUCUGCUGUUGGUUGACACUGGAGACUUACACGAUGGUGCUGGAAUCAGCGAUGCCACUGGCGUUUCAUCAUACGCGAAUGGCACUGGUGUCAACGGCCAGAUCUCGAACCCGAUUUUCGAGAAGCUGGAUUACGAUGUUCUGGCUAUCGGGAACCACGAGUUGUACAUCUCCACGAUCGCUUACGAGACAUUCAGCCAGUUUGCCAAGACCUACGGCGACAGAUAUCUCACAAGCAAUGUCCAAAUCCGUAACCCGAGCACUGGGGAGCUUGAAUAUAUCGGCAAGCAAUACAGAUAUUUCACUACUCCGAAGGGUCUUCGAAUCAUGGCUUUCGGAGUUCUGUUUGACUUCACUGGCAACUCGAAUGCUUCGGCUGUCACUAAAGCUGCCACCAUGGUAAAACAAUCAUGGUUCCUUGAUGCCGUCAACCACCCGGAGCCCAUUGAUCUGUUCUUGGUGGUUGGCCACAACCCUGUCCGUCCGACGCAAAGCAGCAGCACGUUGAAGACUGUUUUCGACGCCAUUCGCGCAAUCAAGCCCGACACCCCGGUUCAAUUCUUCGGCGGUCACACUCACAUUCGUGACUUCGCCGUUUAUGAUGAAAAGUCCACCGCCCUGGAGUCCGGCAGAUACUGCGAGACGCUGGGUUGGCUGUCUUUGACUGGCGUCAAGUCGAGCAACUACAAGGGCGCGCUCUACCCGGAGGGCGUUCCCAACCCUACUCAAAAGGCGGUCGACGUGGCUACGAAAAGUGCUUCUUCUAGUCUUGCGUCCGCUACCAGUGCAUCCAACAUGACGUACUUCCGCCGCUACCUGGAUUGGAACACCCUCACCUUCGAAUAUCAUGCAGUCGGUAGCCAGGUCAAGACGUUCAACACUACCAAGGGAGUCAGCGUGUCAAAGGAGAUCACGGCCGCCCGGAAGAACUUGAAUCUGACUUCUCUUUACGGAUGCGCCCCUCAGACAUGGUGCAUCAGCUGCGCUCCUUUCAUGUCAGAGGGAUCCAUGUUUAACUUGACCACGACAGCUUUGGCAGCUACCAUCGUCACCAAGGAGAGAGAAGCAACACCCAGAAUCAUUAUUGCCAACACAGGUCACAUUCGUUUCGAUCUUGCCCAGGGACCAUUCGACUAUGACUCCUCUUUCAUCGUCUCCCCCUUCACUGAUGGUUUCCAGUACAUCCCCGAUGUCGCAUGGUCUCUUGCCAAACAAGUGACUGAAGGCUUGGAAUCAGGCAACUUUCCUUCGAAGAGAAAGCGCUCUUUGACGUCCGACUCGUUCGGAUUCAGCACGGUGAACCCGGCCCUGUCCACCGUCGACAAGUGCGUCGACCCGCCCGUGUCCCAUGACCACUUGUCGAGACGCUCAUACGCCGGAGGCCGUAUCGUCCGCCGCCAGGCCGUCACUCCAGGUUACACCACCACCGACGACUUUGGCACGGAUGGUGACGACACAGUUCACACCGAGAUACCAUACUACGAUUACCCAAACUUCUUCCAGGCGAACGGCAGUUUCCCCAGCAGCGGUACUCUCGCAGACGACGACAAGGUUGACUUGAUCUUCUUGGACUACGUCGCCGGUUCUGUUGUCUCCGUCCUGCGCUCGUUGGGAGCCAACUACACUUCGGAAGACGUGUCCUACUAUCUUCCCAGCACGUUCACAACCAAUUCGUAUCUUCCGGAAUACGCCAAGAUCACUGCAUCAUGGCAGGCCGACGUGCCUAACUGCCCGGUUGGCUUGGGUAUUGGAUACAACGCAACGGCGUGA